This is a messenger RNA of Mytilus californianus (California mussel), 2183 nucleotides long. RefSeq lists its product as uncharacterized. Lineage: Eukaryota; Metazoa; Mollusca; Bivalvia; Mytilida; Mytilidae. The transcript is spliced from 7 exons. Gene Ontology annotation, molecular function: GTP binding. The record is from RefSeq and is a predicted model, not a curated record. The coding region runs from base 103 to 2019 and encodes 638 amino acids.
GUUACAAUGGCGAACAUAACUAUAGUAAUAUCGUAUUAAAACGAAGAGACAUAAAGAAAAAAUGUUACCAUUUUCUGUUAUCUGAAAACUGACUAAGGAAGAAUGGAAUGUCUGUUCAUGCGAGUCAUGUGGAUUUUUAUCUGCAUGAAUGAUUGCCUUUUGUAUGCUGAUACGGUAGUGUAUGGAGAUAUUAGUAUUGAAAGAAUUGAUACCACAUCCUUCAGACUACAUGCUGACAUUUAUAAACCUAUAAUAGGAAAGAGUGUUAACGUCUUGGUGAAUCAUCGUACCAUAGGUGUAGUUCGCCUAUACGAUAACAAGUGCUACACGAAAAACAUGGAGUGUACCGGCAACAGCUGUUCGUGUACUUCAACUGACGGCGUAUUUAGUUUGGAUUAUGUCUAUCAUCAUCUGAACUGUAGCAAAAGUUGUACACUUGGGGUAGAUAUGCUUGUCAAAAAAGACAACGGAGGACAACAAAAAGUGACUCUAAUCAAAUUCUUCAAUGGCAAAGGUUUUGGAAAUCUUGACACUAGUAUUGAUGAUGAAUUAACCGAUCCUGUGGAGAAGCGAGAAAAUAUAUUAAUUCCUGAUAUAUGUUCAGAGAACGGAUAUACACCUUUGACGUUAACGUACACUCUGGUGACAACAAUUUCGAUUGUUAUAGUCGUAACAGCUGCUACUACAGGGUUUAUUCUGGUACAGUCUAUAAAGAUAAGGAACAAAAAAUAUACGAAACUCGAAGGUCUAAAUUACGACGACAUUUCCAACGAAUGCUCCGAGGAAACUUCUGCUUUAGUAAGUGCGCCUUUUAUAACAGAAAAAAUUAUCUCAAUGACCGAUAACACAGAAUUGCGCCUGGUUAUAAUUGGCAGAGCAGGGACAGGGAAAAGUGCCACUGGAAAUAAAAUCUUGGGCAAACCGGAAUUUAAUUCAAAAGUGUCUGGGUCCUGCAUUACGACCAAAUGCAAGGUCGGAACGAAUAAUAGAUUCAAUCGCAACAUAACAAUUGUAGAUACACCACCGAUUUUCGAUACCGGAAUGAAUAAUGAGCACAUGUCAAAAGAAGUAGCAAAGAUCAUCAGAAUGACUGUGCCAGGACCUCAUGCGUUUCUUUUGACUUUGCAAAUAGGCGUAUUUACAAAGGAAGAACUCAAUAGUAUUAACAAUUGUUUGGCCCAUUUUGGAGAUGAUUUCUUUAAGUACGUGGUUGUUAUCUUCACCAGAGCAGAUGAUCUUGAUGACGAAAAUAUAGACAUUAGGGAUUAUGUAAAAAAUUGUCCUCCAUCACUGAAAAAGAUUCUAAAACGGUGCGAAAACAGAUAUAUUCCCUUCAACAACAAACUUUCUGGCCAAUCCCACGAUGAGCAAGUGAUUAAUCUUUUAAGAACAGUAGACUUGUUUAAGUCAUGCUAUACUAUUGACAAGUAUAAUACAGCCCAAACGUUAAGACAAGAAAGCGAAAAAGAGGAAAACACGAAGUUUACCGUAGAAGAAAUGGUAUUGUAUCGACAAAUCAAAUCUUACCAAAAAUAUACGCUGGUGAUAAAGGAGAAUAAAAAAAUGACCGAAAUAAUUGAACAACUUAAAACGAAAAAGUUGAUAGUUGAAUCUCGCUUAGCGGAAAACAAGAAACGUAUCGCAUCGUUACAAAAUGAACUAAAAGUCUUCACGUUUGAAAAGUCAAAGGACAGUACACAUCUCGUAGACAGAGUUGUAAACAAGUUACGCGAUGUAGAAGUCAAACAUGAAAAAUUGUUACAAACACAAGUGAAUGAAGCCUUGGAUUAUAUAAUAACACUUCUACAGAAACAAAUCGAGAAUGAUGAGCGCAGGAAAGUUAAGCAAAUUGACAAUUUGAAAAGGGAACAAAUAAGAAAAGUACGGGAAGUGAAAGAAAACAGCAACCGGCGAACGAGAGCGUCAAAAUGGCGUUAUGGUUGUCGAAAAAAGUAUGAAAAUGAAGAUUCAUUUUUGGACAUGUAUUCAGAAGUAGACGAUAGUGCGCAAAUCGUAUAAAACAUACAACAAAACGACUUGCAGAAUGUUUACUGAACCCGUUUACUAGUACUUUACCAGUUUAAUUGUCCCUAUUACAGUUGUUUGCGUACUAAUCAACAUAUGUAUUUAUGAACACAAAACGAUAUUAAACUAAAUAAAAAUAGAAUAAAAGUUGUUACUCA